AUGGGAAGGCUGGCCGUUGCCGCCGCGGUGGCCGCAUGGGCUAUCCCGAUCGCCGCCUUGGUUGACUCCAUCGUGCCUGACCCCUACAUGGAUGAGAUAUUCCAUGUUCCCCAGGCGCAGCAAUAUUGCCGUGGAGAUUUCUUAACGUGGGAUCCCAUGAUCACCACCCCUCCUGGCCUGUACUACAUUUCUCUAGCAUAUGUUGCUUCUCUGUUCCCUAGUGCAUGGGCUAUUAAGGUAGCAGAGGCAUUUGACCCCCUUUGCACCACGGCACUUCUCCGGUCCACUAAUGUUAUAAUGGCAAUGGUCUGCGGUAUUCUUGUCCAUGACCUGCUUCUGUGUAUCAAGCCAGGAAUUGGCAAGACGAAGGCAACUGCUUAUGCUAUUCUUGUAGCGUUGUAUCCUGUUCACUGGUUCUUUACCUUUCUGUAUUAUACUGAUGUCGCAUCAUUAGCUGCAGUUCUUGCGAUGUACCUGUCCUGCUUGAAGAAACGGUUUUGGGUCAGCGCACUGUUCGGUGCUCUCUCAAUACUUUUCCGGCAGACUAAUGUAAUAUGGAUGAUAUUUUUUGCUGCCAAUGGAGCCAUUGCAUAUGUACAAGAUCUUUCUCUCAGUGACUGCCUUUCUGAUGAGAACAGUGAACCAACAAAUAAGUCAAGAACAGAAGUGUCUGACAGGGAUAGCAAAGUAAGUGCUUUAGGUUUGAGAAGACGACGAACUAAUCACCCCAUAAGUAAGAGGGGAGUUGUUUCUGGAUCUACUAAAUUGCACACCAGUUUUACAGAAGAACUAUUCGACAUUGGCUUCAAGUUAUGGAAUUCAAAGUGUAAAGUUUUAAUCACUUUUGCACCAUUCGCAAUAGUUCUGGUGGUAUUUGUAGCAUUUAUAAUCUGGAAUGGUGGCAUAGUACUAGGUGCCAAGGAAGCUCAUGUUGUUUCACCACAUUUUGCACAGUUAUUGUACUUUGGUCUAGUGUCAGCUACUGCCCUCCUACCGUGGCAUUUUACUCCCGGACGAGUAUCAGACUUAUUCCACUGGUGUAGAAAGAACAAAACCUUUAGUUCUCUGGCAAUGCUGAUAGCUCUUGGUUUAGGCUUUGGGGCUGUACAUUUAUUCAGCAUUGCUCAUCCGUAUCUUUUGGCUGACAAUAGACAUUACACCUUCUAUAUCUGGAGGAAGGUCAUCCAAGCUCACUGGAUGAUGAAAUACAUUUUGGUUCCACUCUAUAUGUACUCAUGGUUUUCAGUCAUCAACAUCUUAGGUGAACUUCUUCAUUUAAUUUUAGAAAAGGUUGUCAAUUUUGAGAAGUAUAAUGAACUGAAACUUCUGUUGUUUUUUCUGAUCUUUACAGGGAAAUCGCAGCCAAGAGUUUGGGUGGUGUCCUUUGUUUUCUCAGUUGCGUUGGUUCUCGUCCCUGCCCCGUUGGUCGAAUUUAGAUACUACACAAUCCCAUUGGUCAUACUGGUGCUCAAUUCCCCGGUCAUCAGUAAUGGCAAAUUGCUUGCUUUGGGGUCUGCAUAUGCUGCUGUGGAUUUGUUCACUCUGGUGAUGUUUCUGUCCAGACCAUUCCAUUGGGGCCAUGAGCCGGGAACACAAAGGUUCAUGUGGUAG
Messenger RNA from Triticum turgidum subsp. durum (durum wheat), 1611 nucleotides. Lineage: Eukaryota; Viridiplantae; Streptophyta; Magnoliopsida; Poales; Poaceae. The record is from the annotation of a GenBank genome assembly.